AUGGCUUUUGGGUCUGAGAACGAGAGCGAGACGAAGAUGGAAGGUUGGUUGUAUAUAAUUAGAUCCAACAGAUUCGGAUUACAUUUCUCUAGAAAACGUUACUUUGUCCUUGGAGAUCAUCUUCUCCAGAGUUUCAAGUCUGUCUCCGAUUCUCAAACCAAGACUGCUGGACGAAGUGCGGUAAUCGAUUCCUGUAUCCGGGUUACUGACAAUGGGAGAGAAAGUGUUCAUAGAAAAGCAUUAUUCAUAUUUACAUUAUACAAUACCUCAAAUCACAAUGAUCAGCUCAAGUUAGGAGCAAGCAGUCCUGAGGAUGCAGCCAGGUGGAUCAAUUUAAUCAAAGAGGCAGCUUUAAAGGGUGCUCCUUUUCCAGGAGAUGUUUUUAAUUGUUCAAGGAGCCGAUGGGACUCUCUGAGAUUGAGUAGCUCAGCUCCGGACCAUCACCCAAGUUCUAUUGACUGGACGCUCCGUUCGUCUGCACGAGUGGAUCCUGUUACAACUGAUGUUGUUGCGCCUUCUCCUUGGACAAUAUUCGGUUGUCAAAAUGGUCUUCGUCUUUUCAAAGAGGCAAAAGAGAGAGAUUCUCUUGGAAGGUGGGAUGAUCAUCCGGCCAUCAUGGCUGUUGGAGUUGUUGAUGGAACYUCAGAAACUAUUUUCCAAACGCUUCUUUCUCUUGGACCCUCAAGAUCAGAAUGGGAUUUCUGUUUUUACCAAGGCAGUGUGGUCGAACAUCUUGAUGGUCACACUGAUAUAAUUCACAAACAGUUAUACAGCGAUUGGUUACCUUGGGGCAUGAAAAGAAGAGAUUUUUCGCUGCGGCGUUACUGGAGAAGGGAAGAUGACGGAACAUAUGUUAUUCUCUAUCAUUCUGUAUUUCACAAGAAGUGUCCGCCUCAGAAAGGCUAUAUCCGCGCGUGCCUUAAAAGUGGUGGUUAUGUGAUUUCUCCCAUAGACAAUGGAAAACAAUCAGUUGUGAAGCACAUGCUUGCUGUUGAUUGGAAGUCUUGGAGAUCUUAUCUGAAACCAUCUCUUGCUAGAUCUAUUACCGUGAAAAUGCUUGGAAGACUUUCUGCCCUGAGAGAACUGUUUAGAGCAAAGCAUGGAAGCUUUCCGUCCAAUCUGUCGUCAGGGGAGUUGACAAGGAGCGCAAGAUUGAGUCAGAAUGAAGAUGGUGGGUUCGGUGAUUCUACUCUGAGCGAAAGUGGAAUGUUUAAGGACAAUGCAAAUGCAGAGGCAGAAAAAUUUCCUUCAGAAAGGUCUAGCCUUGUAGACUUGAAUGAUGGAGUUGAUGAAUUUUUUGACGUUCCAGAACCGUCAGAUAAUGACCAUUUGGAUGACAGCUGGACCUCAGAUUUUGAUUCAGAUACAUACUCACAGGAAUCCCGCCAGCCAAAACUAAAUAGCGCUACGAGUUUAGUGAAAAAAUUACAUGAUCUUGCAGUUCAAAAGAGGGGUUAUGUUGACCUGCAUGAAAGGGCGAGGGAUGAGAUUAGUGUACCUUGCUGCUAUGGAGCCACACUUCCAACUGAUCCUAACUGUGCCUUGCCUUGUAGUUGGACAACAACCGACCCCUCUACUUUUCUCAUCCGAGGAAAGACUUAUCUUGAAGACCAGACGAAGGUCAAGGCAAAGGGUACACUGAUGGAAAUGGUAGCUGCAGACUGGCUAAAAUCUGACAAGCGGGAGGAUGAUUUGGGGUCCCGUCCAGGAGGCAUAGUUCAGAAAUAUGCAGCAAAAGGUGGACCAGAGUUCUUUUUCAUCGUGAAUAUACAGGUUCCUGGAUCAACAACGUACAGCCUUGUGCUUUAUUACAUGAUGAGCACUCCCAUUGAAGAGCAUCCUUUGCUAGUCAGCUUUGUUAAUGGGGAUGACGCAUACAGGAAUUCAAGGUUCAAGCUCAUUCCUUACAUAUCCAAGGGCUCUUGGAUAGUUAAGCAGAGUGUGGGAAAGAAAGCAUGCCUUGUUGGCCAAGCCCUUGAGAUCAAUUACUUCAGGGGAAAGAACUAUAUUGAGCUGGGCGUUGAUGUUGGGUCAUCAACUGUUGCAAGAGGAGUUGUGAGUCUCGUUCUUGGUUACCUCAACAAACUCGUUAUCGAAAUGGCAUUCUUGGUACAGGCAAAUACCGAAGAGGAGCUCCCAGAAUAUCUCCUUGGAACAUGUCGGUUGAACCAUCUAGAUGCUUUGAAAUCAGUUUCUGUUAUUCCAUAG
Arabis nemorensis is the source of this 2208-nucleotide messenger RNA. The record is from the annotation of a GenBank genome assembly. Lineage: Eukaryota; Viridiplantae; Streptophyta; Magnoliopsida; Brassicales; Brassicaceae.